Messenger RNA from Nematolebias whitei (Rio pearlfish), 1427 nucleotides. It is a transcript of the gene ddc, whose product is annotated as dopa decarboxylase. The record is from RefSeq and is a predicted model, not a curated record. Gene Ontology annotation, biological process: serotonin biosynthetic process; amino acid metabolic process; catecholamine metabolic process. Gene Ontology annotation, molecular function: aromatic-L-amino-acid decarboxylase activity; pyridoxal phosphate binding. NCBI's taxonomy places the organism in Eukaryota, Metazoa, Chordata, Actinopteri, Cyprinodontiformes, Rivulidae.
ACACCAACACACACACCAACACACUGAACACGCGCCAGGCUGGCUGUUCAUGCGCUUGUGGACACAGAAGAGGAGACGGUGUCCAAUUGUUGCUGCUAAAGGUCUGAACUGUCCCAGUCAUGGAUGCUGCAGAGUUUCGACGUAGAGGCAAAGAGAUGGUGGACUACAUGGCUGACUACUUGGAAAAGAUAGAGGAACGACCCGUUUACCCGGACCUGGAGCCGGGAUACCUUCGUCAUUUAAUCCCUACCGAGGCCCCCCUGGAGCCUGAGCGGUUCGAGGAAAUAAUGCAGGAUGUGGAGAGAGUCAUAAUGCCAGGGGUCACCCACUGGCACAGCCCCAGGUUCUUUGCUUACUUUCCAGCAGCUUCAUCUUACCCGGCCAUGCUGGCUGAUAUGUUGUGUAGUGCCAUUGGCUGCAUUGGAUUUUCCUGGGCUGCCAGCCCAGCCUGCACCGAGCUGGAGACCGUGAUGUUGGACUGGCUUGGAAAGAUGCUGCAGCUGCCCGAGUGUUUUAUAGCUGGGACGCAUGGCCGCGGAGGGGGGGUCAUUCAGGCCCACUCCUCUGUAGAGCGUGCAGCUCUCAUUGGAGCCGUGUUGAUGAGGAAGGUUCCUGCAGACCAACACUACGCCAUCAGAGAGGAAACACUGAGGAAGAUGGUGGAGGAAGACAAAGCAGCUGGACUCAUCCCAUUUUAUUUCUGUGCCACCCUCGGCACCACUCCAUCAUGUGCAUUUGAUCAUAUCACCGAGCUGGGACCGCUGUGUAAUAAGGAAAAUAUGUGGAUGCACAUCGACGCAGCGUAUGCUGGGAGUGCCUUUAUUUGCCCUGAAUUCAGAUCUUUAUUAAAUGGCAUUGAGUUUGCUGAUUCUUUCAACUUCAACCCACACAAAUGGCUUUUAAUCAACUUUGACUGCUCUACGAUGUGGGUGAAGGAGAGAGCAGACAUCAUUGGAGCCUUUAAAAUGGAACCACUUUACCUGAAACAUGAAAACCAGGAGUCAGGGCUGGUUACAGAUUACAGGCACUGGCAGAUUCCGUUGGGAAGAAGAUUUCGUUCCUUGAAGCUGUGGUUUGUGUUUCGUAUGUACGGGCUCAAAGGUCUGCAGGCUCAUAUACGAAAGCAAGUGGGCCUGGCCAAAGAGUUUGAGAGUCUGGUUCGAGCCGACAAGAGGUUUGAGAUUUGUGCUGAGGUGGUUCUGGGACUGGUCUGCUUCAGGCUCAAGGGCUCCAAUGAGCUCAACCAGAACUUACUGAAAAAGAUCACAAAGAGCAAGGAAAUCCACCUGGUUCCCUGCCAGCUGUCUGGUCGCUUCGUCCUGCGCUUUGCCAUCUGUUCCCGCACCACUGAGUCCCGUCACAUCCAGCAAGCAUGGCGUCACAUCACACAGCUCGCCUUCGAGCUGCUGCAGGAGCAGCCGCACUGA